GUCGGUGCGCAUGCGCGCUGCUCCAGCUGUGUGCGGCUCCUGCUCUCAGACCCCGGUCGCAGUGCUGGUGCCCCACGGGCUCGCGCAGGCCGUCUCCUUGGCAACAGAGGCCACGUGGUGAUGGGGCCGCCCACCCGGCUCCCGUAGGUGCAGCGCAGGCCUGUUGGCACCGCGAGAUUCCGCCCCCCGACGGGGCGCCGGCCGAGUGUUGGGCACGGCCCCAGCGCCUAGCCUUUUGGGUCUCUGCAGCCCGGAGAGCGCCCCGGAAGGACCACCAGGCGACAAUGAAGGUUCUUUUACUAAAAGACGCUAAGGAGGACAGCUGUGGCCAAGACCCAUACAUCAGGGAAUUAGGAUUCUAUGGACUUGAAGCCACUCUGAUCCCUGUUUUAUCAUUUGAGUUUUUGUCUCUUUCCACUUUUUCUGAGAAGCUGUCCCAUCCUGAAGGCUAUGGGGGGCUCAUCUUUACCAGCCCCCGAGCAGUGGAGGCAGUGGAGCUGUGUCUGGAGAAAGACAAUAAAGCUGAAGUCUGGAAAGAUUCUCUGAGAGAAAAGUGGAAUGCUAAGUCAGUGUACGUGGUUGGAAAUGCCACCGCUUCUCUAGUGAAUAAGAUCGGCCUGGACACGGAAGGAGAAAGCUGUGGGAAUGCAGAGAAGCUUGCGGAAUACAUCUGUUCCAGAGAAUCACCAGCAUUGCCGCUUCUGUUUCCCUGUGGAACCGUCAAAGGAGAAGUCCUGCCAAAGAUGCUCAAGGACAAAGGGAUCCCCAUGGAGAGCAUCGUUGUCUAUCAGAAGAUCCCACACCCGGGCAUCCAGGGGAACCUCAACAGCUACUAUGCUGAGCAGGGCACCCCAGCGAGCAUCACGUUCUUCAGCCCGUCCGGCCUCACCUACAGCCUCAGGCAUAUCCAGGAGUUAUCCGGUGACCACAUUGAUCAGAUCAAGUUUGCCGCCAUCGGCCCCAGCACGGCCCGCGCGCUGGCUGACCGGGGCCUGCCCGUGAGCUGCAUGGCCGAGAGCCCCACGCCGCUAGCCCUGGCCCGGGGCCUCCAGAUGGCGCUUCAGCCACCGGCCACCAGCUGAGCCACCGGCCCUUCCAGCCGUGCCGCUGUCCCUGGCCCAGGGCGCCCUGCCACCGCGGGGAAGCCAGGCCUGGUGGGGCCCCCCAGAUUCUGCCUCGUGCCUCUGCGGAACCAACGGGACCCCCGGCUCCCGGGCCAGCAAGGGCCCCUCCGGCAACAGGAAGACACCCAAGCAAAGCACCCUGGCUCCCCGCGCUGACUGCCGUGUCCCUUGCUGCCUGUCGCUUCCCUGCAAAGCUGUGUCUGCGGAGGAGACCGAGGUGCCCCCACUUUGAGACCGCCAGGCCCAGGGGGGCCUGAGAAAUCUGCGUGUACGGAGUGGUUCCCGGCACCUGAUCAGAGGCACCGACGGAAACCCGACGCAGCGCAGCGUAGGCCAGUCGGGCAUCUAGAGGUGGGGGGAGGGGGGUGUUCAGUUUGCUUAGAAGGGGUUCGUCCACGUCCGACUGCCGCUCAGGUCGUGAUCUCGCAGUUCGAGCCCCUCGUCAUGCUCUGUGCCGCCAGCUCAGAGCCUGGAGCCUGUUUCU
This is a messenger RNA of Suricata suricatta (meerkat), 1608 nucleotides long. RefSeq names its product uroporphyrinogen III synthase (gene UROS). Bases 285 to 1082 code for a protein of 265 amino acids. Gene Ontology annotation, molecular function: uroporphyrinogen-III synthase activity. The record is from RefSeq and is a predicted model, not a curated record. The transcript has 10 exons. Lineage: Eukaryota; Metazoa; Chordata; Mammalia; Carnivora; Herpestidae. Gene Ontology annotation, biological process: uroporphyrinogen III biosynthetic process.